Molecule: messenger RNA, 492 nt
Organism: Lasiodiplodia theobromae
Lineage: Eukaryota; Fungi; Ascomycota; Dothideomycetes; Botryosphaeriales; Botryosphaeriaceae
Exons: 1
Coding region: 1-492 (163 amino acids)
Source: RefSeq, a predicted model, not a curated record
AUGACCACCAGCCGCAACUACAGCAUCACCGAGCCGCACCCGUCGGUGCCGGCCACCUCUACUGCCUUCCAUUGGGGACGUGGCGGUGCCGGCAAUGUGACGCGCAUCAGCUCCAAGGAGGUGACGCCCGGCCCCAGCGCCACCGGCCCUGCCUCGCGCAUCAAGCUGCCUGCGCCUCCCUCGAACGGCCAAUUCCUCACCGGACGUGGCGGUGCUGGCAACGUGCACCGCGAGCGCGCCAUUUUCAGCUUUGACGAGGAGCUCCGCCAGCAGCAGCGUCUGCAGGAGGCCGCCUCGCCCAUCUACCACGUCGGCCGCGGUGGCUCGGGCAACCUGAUCAACGAGGCCAAGCCCCAGAACAUCCGCAAGGGCUCCGCCAGCUCGACCUUCUCCAACGACAGCGACGACAGCGUCAAGUCGGCGCCGCACAAGGCCCGCCGCAGCUACGAGGGCGCGAGGAACUGGCUGAACCGCACCCUGUCCGCCCGGUAA